This is a messenger RNA of Gymnogyps californianus (California condor), 4256 nucleotides long. RefSeq names its product uromodulin like 1 (gene UMODL1). Gene Ontology annotation, cellular component: extracellular region; cell surface. Lineage: Eukaryota; Metazoa; Chordata; Aves; Accipitriformes; Cathartidae. The transcript is spliced from 22 exons. The record is from RefSeq and is a predicted model, not a curated record. Gene Ontology annotation, molecular function: protein binding; calcium ion binding; peptidase inhibitor activity. Bases 1 to 4110 code for a protein of 1369 amino acids.
AUGUCUGAAGGGUGUCUUAUUCCAGACAUCUACUGUGACUCAUCUGCCUAUGAGUUCCUCGCCCUUCGUUCCCUUUAUAAAAAAGGCCUCUCUUUGCUAGGGUACCAUCUGUGCAACUAUAGUCUGACCAAAAAUGUGUUUAAAAUGGUUGCCUACCAAAAGUCCUAUGAGAAAAGCACUUCCUGUGGAGGAUGGAUACCAUGGAUGGUGUGUCCCCGGACGUACUAUAAAACGCAGUAUCGUACUGUUGAAGUCCCUGAAACCAUUACUCUUACAGAUUGCUGUGAAGGAUAUGAACAAGUUGGACUCUACUGCUCUUUAGCACUCAAUAGAUCCAGUGUAUUUGUCUCAAGACCUGGUGUUUGUCCAAUGGAGAAUAUGGAAACAUCUGAUUAUCCUUGCACGUUCGAUACUGAAUGUCCAGGGCUUAAAAAAUGCUGCAACUCAUCCAAAGGAGCAGGCUGUGUGGAUCCAAUGCCAGAGGGAAGAACAUUCUGGUACAAUGUGACAGUGCUUGUGAAAAUGGAUUUUAAUGAAUUAAUCAGAGUGGAUUCCCACCUUCUGAAUCAUUCACGCCUUUUGCACUCCAUGAUUACUGGUGCGUUACAGCCCUUGAAUGCCUCUGUGCACCAUAUCCAGAGUAACCGCGCAGAAGUAUACGCUGGGACGGUGGCCUCUCAGCUUCUCGUUGGACUGCACCAGCCAGCUCCGCUAGCGGAGGUUUCUUCUUCCUUGAAGGACAUUGUGAAGCGCGCGUAUGAAGUGAUUGACACAGAAGUGCAAGAUGUCAAUGAAUGUUCCUAUGCUGAAUUCAACGCUUGUCCUGAGAAAAACAGUUGUGUAAAUCUGGAGGGUUAUUACAGCUGUGACCCUCAGCAUGAACCUGCAGAUGUCAACCCUCACCAGCUGAGCACAAGAAAGGAAGAUCCCUCUGCAGUUAGAAACCACCGAAUCUUCAGCGUUACCAGCAACAGUUUUGAAAUGUCCUGGCAUGUCACUUCUACUCUGAACCAUACUUUCCAAGUCCAAGUGUUCAAGGGCAAAGAGAUUGUGCAAAACCUGAAGACAGAAGAAAUGAAAAUGGAUGUGUCUCGACUGGAAGCAGGUGUGAUGUAUUCAGUAGAGAUCAGCUAUGAAACCUGUGGAAAAAACAGCGUCUCCCGUCAAAAUGUUAAAACAGAGGCCAAGAUAUUUGGUGUUACUAUGAGGAUUCUCAACUACAACUUCACUGAUGAUUUCCAUAAUGCCAGCAGCUCAGCAUAUGAAGAAUUUUCAAGUCUGUUGCUUACAGAGCUUGAAAAUUCAUUUCCACCCAACAUUUCUGCUUUAUACAAAUCUGGGAAGCUGAAAGUGCAGAUCGAAUCCUUGCAAGCUGGAAGCAUCAUUGUGAGGCUCAGAAUCACUGUGCAGGAUCCUGAGUUUCCAGUCGAUGCCUCCACAUUCGCCCCACUGCUUUCUUACCUGCACAAUGGCUCUGCGCUUUUGGUGGAUCAGCAAAACACUGCAGUAGAAGACUGGGAUGAAUGUGCUUCUCACGCCGAGAAUGACUGCUCUGUGUUUGCAGAGUGUAUCAACUUGAUGGGCUCGUACCUGUGCAGAUGCAAGACAACCAUGGAUACCAAUCCAACCCGACCUGGAAGAAACUGUGAGGGUGAGAUUGUGGAUCCUCUCACUGAAACGAUGGCUCCUGAAAUAACAAACAGCACAGAGGUUGCUCCUGAAGAAGCAAGCCCUGCAGGCCCUGCUUCCCCUGCCACCACCGAGAUGGUGGCUGCUGUAGGCUCUGAGAUGAGCACCACCAUACACCUCCCUGCUGCCCUGCCCCUGGGUGACAAGCAAGCGCCCCACGGUCAUUCUCCCACCAGCACUCCUCCAGCCCCUUGGAAAAAAGGCCUGGCACCACAGACGGGCUUCAGCAGGGACAACAGCCCCACGGCCACGGGGGUCACAGCCAGCAAGGAACUGGCCAUAAGUGCAGAGCGGCGGGCGGCCCUAAGUCCAUCGCAGCAAAGCUCUGUGGCAGAGGCUUCCCCCGGUGCAUUGCAGCGCGCGGCUGCUCUCACAAAUGCGCCCAUGGGCACAGCUGGGCAAGAGCAACUCAGUUCGCCAUUGCUGGUGUUUCCAAAUCAAACAGCCUCUGCUACCACCAGAAGUCACACAGCUUUUGGUGUGCCUCAAGCCAACUCUCAAGGUGGCCCCGGUACAGCUUUGCCGGCCACAGGGGAUGCUGGCAUUCCCACCCUCAACGCCACUCUCAGAGCACAUGUAGAGACGGGAAGAGAGAACAGCUCUUCGUUCGAGAAAGACGCAGGAGCUCUGGGGUCACCAGCUUUGCCAGGUGCCCCUCCAGCUCCCAGCCCAACGCCAGGCCCAGACACGGACCGCACUGUCCAGAAACUUAGUGGCACAGUACGGAUAACAAAUGUGAAAUACUCUCCGGGCUUUAGCAAUACAAGCAGUGAGGAAUACCAAACCUUUGCACAGCUCUUUGUUGAUGAAGUACCUAAAUCUCUGCCCCUUGAGGUUCUUCAGCAGAUGGAUGCUGGUCUGAUUAAAGUGUUGGUAACAGGUAUUACUAAUGGGAGCACAGUGGUAAGUUUCAAUUUACUGAUUGCAGAAGAUGUGGAUAUCUACUACAUCAUCACCACUUUUCGUGAUGCCUUUGAACACAGCUCCUAUUUCACAGUUGACAAGAGCAGUCUCUCCAUAAAUGAUUAUGAUGAGUGCAAAAGUGAAGAAGAUGACUGCUCCCCGGAUGCAUCAUGCCAUAACACACUUGGAUUUUACCAGUGCAGCUGCAAUGAAGGAUUUGCUGAUGUGUAUCCAGAAAGGCCUGGAAGAAGCUCAUUUCCUGUCAGCCAGAAGGCAACAGUGAUGAAUAAGAAACCUGUACACAACACAAUUUUACCUGCAACAUCUUUGCAAACUUCAACUCUUGUUUCUUCCCCUGCUUUAUUGGACUUCUCUACUGCUGAGCACAAAGCUCUGGAGGACACCACGUUCUCCAGCGUGGUGCUGCCUCCUCUCACCAUGGAUCCUGUGUCAACUCCCAACGUUUCUCCUCAAGCAUCUCCUGUCCCCCUCGUUAAACCUGCCCAGGAGGUUUCCAUUAAAGAUGCAGUGAGAGUGUUUUGUGAAGUCGAGAAGAUCGUCCUUGUCGUCCAGAAGAGAUUUUUACAGCAGGAGUCCAUCCCAGAAACCUCCCUGUACCUGGGGGAGCCUUGCUGCAACGUGAGCAUCAGCAAUGACACCCACGUUGUGCUGCAGGCAGGCUGGAGUGACUGUGGCACUGAAGUUGAGACCAACAUGACUAAUACUGUAGUGAAAACCAUCCUUCGGAAUGAUGUUUCUGCUCAGGGAGUAAUCCACCACUUAAAAGUUGCCAGUCCCAUUCACUGUGUGUUUCAAAACAAUCUCUUGACUUCCUCUGGAUACACUGCAGAAGGACUUUACACCAUCUUUGAGGAUUUGCAUGGAUCUGGACACUUCAGAACAGAAAUGCAGUUGUUUAUUGGAAACUCCCCAAUACCAAAAAAUUUCAGUGUCUCUGCCAGUGACGAUGUACUGAUUGAAGUGGGGAUCCAGAGAGCAGACAGCAAGCUCAAGGUGGUCCUCACUGACUGCUGGGCAACUCCAACUAAUAAUUCAGUGGAUCCCCUCUCAUUUGCUUUUAUCAGCAACAGCUGUCCCGUCCCAAAUACGUAUACCACACUGCUAGAGAAUGGGAAUUCAAGCAAAGCACAGUUUAAGAUGAAAAUUUUUUCCUUUGUCAACAAUUCUGUGGUUUACUUACACUGCAAAAUUCGUAUUUGUAUGGACACACCAGGAAGCACCUGCAGGACGAGAUGCCAUGCGGUUCGAUCCCUGGAGACUGGUGAAACCAUCACUACGCACAGAACAUCCUGGGGACCCCUGUGUAAAUUGGCUGGUGAACCUGGAGAGAAGGAGGCUGGGAUGGGAGUUGGAUACAUCAUCCUCAUUGCCUUUGCUGUGUUUGGUUUUGUGCUGGGCGUUGUGAGCCUUCUCAUUUUCCAGUACCAGCGAAAGACGGGAAGAUACAACUUCAGAAUCAAGUCUGACAACUUCAGCUACCAAGUGUUCUAUGAUUAGUGAUUUCCAGGUUACCAGAUUUGGAUCAUGUCUCAUCACAUGGAGAACUGAAGCUUGUCUUCACUCAGCAUUUGGCUUUCAUUACUCUUCACAAUGGUGGUCAUGAUUAGUUGCAACACUGACUCUUCCAAAUUAAUGUCGCUUCU